AGCGUGGUGCACCUCCAGAUUCCGCUGCCGACAAAAUGCCUAAAAACACAGUGUUGAAGGAGUUAGCCAAAUGCAAACAUCCUCAAAGCAGAAAAACGCUAGCGUUGGCCAGGAAGAUCAAAAAGAUAAAUAACCGAGAAAAGAUCAAGCUGGGACAUGCGGCAAAGGCGAAUGUGCUGGGUAUGAAGUUGGCCUGGUUUGCGGAACAGGUUGAAGGCCGCGAAGAACCCCUCACGCCGGUAGAAUACGAGGAGCUGAUCGAUUUGUACCUCCAGCGGUUCGACGGAGAGCUACAGCAGAUUAAGAUAGUGCAGGCGAUCGGGAAGCACCGGGCAAACCAGCACGCAGCACGUGAGGCUGUGAUAAAAACGACGCUGGGUAUGGAGAAGCAGCACUUUGCCGGUGGUGGUCUCGAGCUUCCCGAUUUGUGUGAUGCCGACCAUUUCAAAAAGUUUCAAGAGUGGAAUGGUGAUGCGGCUACCGUGCAGCACUUGCCGCUGAAAUUCAUAUCGCGAAAAUCCCUCCAAUCAGCGGUGGCCAAAGAUGCAGCAGACCAGCAAAUGGUGGAGUAAUAAAAUCCCAGAUUAACCGUUUAGACACAAA
Anopheles aquasalis is the source of this 603-nucleotide messenger RNA. RefSeq names its product translation machinery-associated protein 16 homolog. Gene Ontology annotation, cellular component: nucleus. NCBI's taxonomy places the organism in Eukaryota, Metazoa, Arthropoda, Insecta, Diptera, Culicidae. The record is from RefSeq and is a predicted model, not a curated record.